UAUCUCUACUUUUAAAUGAGACAAUGAGCGUUGGGCUCCCACGGAAAAUCAAAAAAAUGCAGAUUAUUCAUACUCAAACCAUCGUUUCUCCUCUCACCAAUAUCUUUUUCAAUAGCACCACAUCAUCAUCUUCUCCCAAAAAGCCCUUCAAUUUCAGUCCUUUUUCUUUUAAGAAGAACCCCAAAUGGAAUGCUUUGGGUAAGGCAAAUCAUGAGUUGCGAACCAAUAAUCGCAUUGUGAUAUGCUCAGCUUCUGAACAACGAAGCUUUGGUAAUGGCGUUAAACGGAAAAGAAAAGUAGUUGAACACGUGUGUUUGAUCAAAGGGAAGGAGGACUUAUCUGAACAACAGGAGAAAGAUAUGCUGGAUUACCUGUACACAACCCAAUAUCAAAUGCCUGGCAUUCUUUCCAUCUCACUAGGACGCAUCUCUGGUGGGAAUGAUGAUAAAUAUAGCCAUGCUACCUACAUGCGCUUUCAGACAAAGGAGGAUCUCUUGAAGUUCUAUGAGAACCAAUUCUACGUGGGAGUCCUUAGGGACCAUGUGCUGCCUUACUGCCAUGAAAUUAUCAAUGCCGAUUUUGAGUCCGAAGUAGAAGAUGAUAUACUGCCAAUAUUUCGAAAAGGAGAGGAGUUCAACUAUGGCGUGGAGCUUUUACUUCUCAUAGCAUUUGUCAAGAGUUCUUUGGAUGGUCCUGCUGAAGAUGCUUUGCUUGCUCUGUCAAAGCUGAUAACGGAGUUCCCAUCCUUAAUCGUUCAGGCUACUCUUGGUUCAAUUUUUAAUAUUUCCAGCGUGGAAUAUACUCAUGGUGUAGUAAUACGGUUUCGCUCUUCUGAAGCAUUCCAGAUGUUCAUGAACAGUUCAGAAUACAAAAAUGUAAGGACACCCGAUCUGUGGCAGACAUGGAGAUCUAAAUUUCAGCCAAUCGUCCAAAAACAUCUCUCUGUUCAUUUUUCGGUUGAUCCAGCGGGCACAGAGCUUAUGUAGCAAAAAUUCAUCCCAUUACCUGAGUUACAUAUGAGGCAUUUAAACAUCCUAUUUUGGAUAUUGGCUGACUGUGGUGGUUUUGAAGAUUCCUUUAUUACAUUACAAUGCUCCCUCUUCCAAAGAGAACCAGCAGAGAAUAUUGUAACAGGUACGAAACUACCAAUUGCCUCAUAUCAAGAUUGUCAUCCGUCUGGGGAUUCACCUUGAAAUGCUAAAAAAAAAAAAUGAAAUGUUGGACUGCUUGGAGGACUUAUUAAUAGAAUGUAUCUUCUUACGAUGUACCAUAGUAAGCAUUUGUUGUUUUUGCAUUAGUAUCAUAUGUAUCCGAUGGAUCGAAAAGCCAGCUGGCUUCUUCACCAUCACCAGUGUGGCUAUUAUUGCUUAAUUUUUCUUUUAACCAGGCUUAGAAUAGAAAAUAAGGAAGAAAAAUGUACCUUAUUUGGCUGCUUUUGAGGCUAGCUAGUUGACUUCUUUGCACCAGCCGCAGUUUUUUAUUUGAAUGGACAUAUUUUAAUAAACGUUGAUUGGUUUAGCAAUA
Molecule: messenger RNA, 1524 nt
Organism: Nicotiana attenuata
Lineage: Eukaryota; Viridiplantae; Streptophyta; Magnoliopsida; Solanales; Solanaceae
Product: stress-response A/B barrel domain-containing protein UP3
Exons: 10
Coding region: 24-986 (320 amino acids)
Source: RefSeq, a predicted model, not a curated record